Exaiptasia diaphana is the source of this 3548-nucleotide messenger RNA. Its product is annotated as trichohyalin. The transcript has 25 exons. The record is from RefSeq and is a predicted model, not a curated record. NCBI's taxonomy places the organism in Eukaryota, Metazoa, Cnidaria, Anthozoa, Actiniaria, Aiptasiidae. Bases 210 to 2900 code for a protein of 896 amino acids. Gene Ontology annotation, biological process: smoothened signaling pathway.
CGGAACGCCUGGAGGAAGUUCUACAUCGACAACUGCAUAUUUGAUCGCUUGUAUUUAAUGAGAUUUCUCUGAUUGAUCAAGCCUUUACAAAAAGAAAAAUCAAGAUCUGGUUAAUUAACAUUACAAUGGAUAUUAUUUAACGGAAACUGAUCGGUUUACUACAGUAAAUUGACUUAAUUGAACGACAAASAGAGACGACAAAAUCCAAGAUGGCGACAAACGACUGCUUGCAAGUAACUGUCGUAGACACACUGAUUCUUGAAGAUACCCUYGGUGGGCUAGUAUUUCUAUCAUUUCUACUUGCUCUAUUACUUGGGCUUGUUAUUGGAGCUCUUAUAAUGCGAUAUAUAUUUAGAGAAAUGGAGGAGCAUAACACUAGAAGGAAGGAUAAAUCUUUUUCUGCACCGACAAUAAUUGAAGAUUCUGAUGAAGUCAAGAAAAGCCCCUCAAUGAUUAAGAAAAUGGGAAGCAACAGAAUAUUUCCAGUGAUAAUCAAUGAACCGGAGAACAAAACUGUUGCCAUAGAGAUGGAMCGCACAUAUUCAUUUGCAAGUCAGCAAAGUCUCUCAACGUCAUUCACCCAAACAAGCAGAGGUCACUGUUUUGCUGAUGCACUCAUUAAAGUAACUGGUGAAGACAUGGAUGUCGAGCUUCAAAGUCAAGAUUUUAGAUUGAUUCAGAAGAUGGAACAGGAUUUGAGAAAAGAAAAGUCUGAAACAUUUUUACAGUUGAUCAAGAUGAUUCUCACRUUCCUUCUGAGUAAAACAAGAAUUGAUGAAACAUUCAAAAGAGCUKCUAUUGCAAAAUAUGAACAGAGCAUUGAGGACAUAGAAACAGACUCACAAAGGGAGCAGCAACAAGAGGAACAGGAAUUGCAUGAAACCAUUACAGAUGUCAAAGAAUUGGACAAUAAACUAGAACAACUACACUCCAAAUACUCUAAGAAGAAGGAUUCCCGUCUUAUUGAACUGCAAGAGGAAUUUGGUCAAGAUUUAACAAAUGAAUCUGAUUUGUCUGAAGAAGAGGCAAAGCAAAUCUUGUCCAAAUUGAUGACAAACUUCACAGCUGCAGAGAAACGGCGAGCAGAYGAACUAAAUCGGCAGAGUAUGAUUUUACAUGAACGCCUUGCAAAGCGUCAGCUGAUAGCACAGAAAAUGGCUGCAGAAAAACAAGAAGAAAAUGAAGAAUAUCAAGAGAGAAAACAAUCACCUGACAGUAUUGUAGCAGUCUUAAAGAAGAGAGGAAAACUGACUGAUGAUCAAAGUCAGAGCAUCCUAGAAGAUUAUAAACAAGAUUUAAAAGUUCUUGAGGAAAACCACCAACAAGCUGUACUGAAGCAUGAAGCUGAUUUGGCUGCAAAAUUAAGAAAGAAACGAGAACAAAAAGAAAAACUCCUUCUGAAUGAGCAAGAAGGACAAAAAGAAGAAUUUGAUUCCAAGGCAAAUCAUUUGAUCGCUGAAAGUAGCAUGACAGCUGAAGACUACCUGGAGGCUUAUCACAAACUGAAGGUCGAACAGCAAGCUGCUUUGGAAGACGAAGAGGAUGCAAGCGAUAUUUACGAAGCGCAGGAAUUUGAACAGCUUAAAGAGCAAUUGAACGAACAUUGGAGACGAACUGUAAGCAAACGUGAAAACGAGUUGUUCAUAGAGAUCAAGAAACAGGCUCAUCUUUCUGAGAAAGAAGCGGACAGACUAAUGAAAAAAUACGAAGAACAACUACAAGAAUAUUCCAACAAACGAGAAAGAGAGAAGGAAAGACAGCAAGCUGACAUCAAAGAGAAACUAAAAGAAAGAAAGAAUAGAUGGGAAAGAGAAGCUGAGAARAGACUUCUAGAACAGGACCAAAUGGUCACGGAACAAGAAAACACGUUAAARCAAGUUUUGAACGCACAGAUUGGCCUGAACGAGGAGCUACGAAAGCAAGUGAUGCUGGAACACGAACAGAAUUUGAUGGCUCUYAACAACCAUUUACAGAUCAGCAGAAUCAGACAACAAAAGAAAGUCGAGCAAAGGUUAGCAGAACGUCGCGCUCGUUUAGCCGAGCUAAGAAAGAACAUGGAAGAAGAGAGAUCAAUAAAAACAAACGGUGAUCCCAACCAGUUGAAAACACUAGCGAGAGCACAGAACAUAGAAUACCAAGCUGAAGUCAAGAAAAUGGAAGAAGAGCACCAAGAUGCCUUGGAUGAACUAAGAAGAAGACUUGCAGCCGAGACGGAAGAAGCUUUGAAAGAACAAGAUGAACGGCUGGGAAAAAUCCUAGGCAAACUACAACUUGAAGUCACCCGUCGAGAUGAAAUCAUAAAGAACAGAGAUAUUGCUAUUCGUAAUCUGGAGAAAAAGUUCGUUGACACGAUGACAAAAGARGGAACGAUAGCAGACAUUCAGACUGAUAAAAUACUAAAGCAACACCAGAAACAGGUCGAUAGACUCAACCAAAAUAUUGAACUAGAAAGAGAACGGCAGAUGAGAAAUAUACGCGAGAAAAUCCAAUUGAAACAACUGAAAAAAGAAAAGGCAAUGGAAGCUAAACGCGCAAAAGAGUUAGAAGAAAUGAAAUCAAAAGGAGUUAAAUCAGCAUCCAGUACUCUCCAUUCUAUUCUAACAGAACAGCARCACAAGAGGGAAAUGGAGGAGCUGGAGAAUGAGAUGCGAUUUGAGCUGAGAAGACAGAUGGARUUUGUCGAGAAAGAAAUGCAUCAGCAACUCGUCAGUGAUUUACAGGAGGAAGAGGAAGAUUUCUUGGCRAAGAUGGCAAAAGUCAGUGACAUUCCCGAAGAUGAGCUUAUGUUAACAAUCAAAACGUCAGCCAGUGAGGCUGGAAUGGACCCCAAACUGACAAAAACCAUCGCCAAAGACGUACGAAAGCGCCUUAGAUCAGCCAACGUUAACCCUGACGAGUGAACAUGAAAUACAACAGCGAACUACUGUACRCCUUCRCGUGCAACUAAUUAUGUGCAAGAUCUAUUACAAAYGCUCAAUAUGCUAUGCAUAAACUAAAAUAUAAGCACCUAAAAAUGUCUGCAUGUCAUUGCAAUAGUGGAAAAAACCUAGGGUCGAAAAGUCUUUAGAUGUUCGAAUUUUACAAAUAUCAAACCGAAAAGAUUKUGUUUAUUAUGAUGUUCAUAUACUGACUAGCACCAACCAAUGCUUGGUAUUUAUUCGGUAAUAUAUUGUAAAUAUUUAUGCUAUUGAUAUUUAUUCGUGCAUUUCGCUCAUAUUAAUCUUUUCAUUGCAAUAUUUAAUAAUCAAUAAAUUAUAUAAAGAAUAACAAAAAACAAAGACGUUAAUGCUGGAUAUAUUGAAAAAGUGAAAAAGCUGUUGGCCUUUUGAACGGAAGCAAUAGUAGUUGAGUGRUUUUAAUAUUUCGCAUUUUCUCGUAGGUCAAGAGCUCGUGAAAUAUGCACUUUUAACUCGUGUCUUACCAUUCCCUUCUGGCAGAGAACGAUUGAUGAAAUUCUCGAAGAUUAAAUGAAAAUUAUAUUGAAAGGGACUCUGCUCGCAGCAGAGAUUUGUCAACAUCCUGAAGAUUGCAAAUAAAUCGGGUCUACA